GAGCGACCGCCAACGAUUCAUACGCCGUGUUGACGGUGGGGAUAUACGUAGCCGUUCCCCUGGCAUUUGGCGUUGUAUAGUCUGUGUAGUCCGUAUAGUCGUAUACUAACAGUAGUAUAGUAACGUGAACGGGCCAAGAUGGCCGUACCUUGGGCACACGCCUUCACAGGGCGCGUCACCUUGUCUCUUUACUUUCUGGCCUUUGCCAGCACCCUGGGCCAGAAUCAGCCAUCCUAUGGAGAACGAUACCAGAACCGGGACGGUGUCUACGUGCCUCCUGGCUCCGCAGGAUACCAGACUUAUGUCUACAAGGACAGAAGGUACGGCUACCAGCCUAGCUAUCUGGACCCUCUUUACAGGGGCCCUACCCGAGCACCCGAGGAUCGCUUUCGUUUUGGGGAUGCGACUCCCAGACUGCCAUUGCCAGGAAUUCUCGGAGGUUGGCGGGAGGAUCUUCAAGGAAAAGAGAGACCAGAUUCGAAAAAUUUGAUGCGCGAUAUUUUUGUCAAUACGAAUUAUGGCCAGGUGCAAGGAUUCAAAGUCUACCUCUAUGACAAUCCUGAAUUCAGGCAUAAACCCUGGAAUCUGCCAGUCGAAAGAGUAACUGCUAAUGUCAACGUAUUCCUGGGAAUUCCUUACGCCAUGCCACCUACAAAGGAAGGAAGAUUUAGACCUCCCAGACAGCAUAGAGGGUGGCAACUCUUACAAGCCGUGGAUUGGGGUCCAGCCUGUCCACAACCCAGCAGAUACACGGGAGCCACCAAGGGAGUUCGAGACGUGGACGAAGACUGCCUGUACCUGAAUAUUUUUACACCUCGAAUUGAAUCCGGUUUAGCGCGUCGCUAUCCUGUCAUGGUUUAUAUCCACGGUGGUGAAUUUCUUCAUGGUGCCAGCAACUUAUUCCAGGGUCACAUGUUGGCUGGCUUUUACGAUGUAGUCGUAGUAUCGUUCAACUAUCGUCUUGGAGCACUCGGAUUCCUGAGCACUGGAGAUGAAAACAGCCCAGGCAACUAUGGCAUACUCGAUCAGGCUAUGGCUUUGAAAUGGAUUCAGGAUAACAUUGAGUCCUUCAACGGUGACAAGGAUGCCAUAACUCUUUUUGGUCCAGGGGCAGGUGCAGCGAGCGCAGGACUCCUCAUGGUGGCACCCAAGACUAGCGACAUGAUCUCAAAAGUCAUAGCCCAGUCGGGGUCAGCAGUGGCAGAUUGGGCUUUGAUAGUGGACAAGUAUCGUGCGCAGAACACAUCAAGAGUCUACGCGGAGAUGCUGGGCUGUAGCAUAGAAAGCAGCUGGAAAUUGGUCCAAUGCUUGAAGGACGGUCGCACCUUCCUUGAAUUAGGAAAUUCCGAAUUUAAGCCACACGUGGGCAUGUUCCCGUGGGCCCCAGUGCUUGAUCUGAACUUUACGGUUCCCAGAGACAAUUGGUACGAAGAAUGGAAAAGUUCUGACUGGCACUUUUUCACAGAAACCCCUGAAGAGAGUAUCAAAGCACGAAAAUUCAGAAAAGAUCUCGUUUACAUGGCUGGAGUGACAACCCAGGAGGCAGCAUUCGUCAUACAUGAUAAUGAAACUCUAGCGAGAAAUCACUAUAUAAUAGAUCCGGAUAUGUUUGAUCAGAAAAUAUGGGAACUGGUGCUCAGAUACAAUUACACUCUUAAUCCUUGGGGAGUUUAUGAAGCUAUUAAAUAUAUGUAUACCUACUGGCCUGAUCCAAAUAACGUUACACAUAUUCGAGAUCAAUAUAUAAAUCUCCUAUCCGAUUUCCACUACGUUGCACCGUUUGACAAAGUGGCUAAGUUAUUAGUAGAACAAAAAGUUCCCGUUUAUUUGUACGUCCUGAACACCACCAUAGAAGCCCUCAAUUUGCCAUUAUGGAGAAGAGUUCCUCAUGACACUGAACAUUUUUGGCUGACUGGAGCGCCAUUCAUGGACACUGAAUUUUUCCCACAGAAAUGGCGACUAAAGCGAGACAUGUGGACCGAAAAUGAUCGCAAUAUGAGUUACUUCUUUAUGAAGGCCUAUGCCAAUUUUGCGACAUACGGAAAUCCGACACCCGCUCAAAUUCUUGGACUGCACUUUGACGUUGCGAAACAGGGCCAACUGCGCUAUCUAAACAUAAAUACGACCUUUAACAGUUCAAUUCUUCUGAAUUAUCGUCAAACCGAAAGUGCAUUCUGGUCGAUGUACUUACCAACUGUAAUAGGUCGCCUGGUGCCCACAUAUCCACCGGUCACAGAGUAUUGGUGGGAACCGAAGCAGCCAUUGCAAAUUGCGUUCUGGUCUGUAUCGACGGCUUGCCUCCUGCUGAUCGUCCUGUCAGUCGUGUGUUGCAUGCUAUGGCGUAAUGCCAAAAGACAAUCCGAUCACUACUAUAGCGGGGACAUCCUGAUGGUGCGAGACGACGAUCACUCGGAGGGAAUCGAGAAUCUGACACGAAAUUCGAAGGAGAAUGUUUACGAAUAUCGAGAUGCGCCAGUUCCCAAAUCAAGACAACCACGACAGAACGAAGCCAAGCUGCAGGAACGAUUAGCACAUAAUCGAAAAUUUAGCUCUACUCCGUCCCUUAGAAGUAGUUCGAAUGUUUCUUUAAAAGAUAUUCGCGCGGAAGGUUUUGUCACGAGUUCACCAAAUGGUCAGCAAAAAUUGGGCAAAGCAACCAGUCAAUCCUCCUUGCCCAAAAGUAAAAGCAAAACACAUUUAGUUCAGGGUGUGCCACAAACAGCAGUUUGAAAAAAUAGCCAUGUCGUAUUUGUUUUAAUAUGCCAUGGUGAGUAUGCAGUGAAAUUAAAAAAUGACGCAGUCAAGAAUGGCAAAGCCAAUAUCUUCUAGAAUGACUAAUCAAAUAAGGUUUUUAUUUAGCAAAACUUAAAGUGCCUCUCGAUACUGCCUAAUCCUAAGUAAAAACGUUCUACAUCCACGGAGUCCGGACUUCGAACAAACUAACUUAAGUUCUUUUCGCUGUAUUUGUUUAUAAGUUUAUUUAGAGUAUUAUACUAUAUAUAUAGUCAGAGUUAUCCGUCCAUCGACAGAGUGUUGCCGAUUGUUAUAUAUAAUUAUUUAGGUACCAGUAAUACGUGUAUUACGUGGAUAUAACGAACUGGAUUUAUUGUCUAUACACGGUGGUUCACAUCAUCUGGAUAUCCCUCAAAAGGUGAAUUCUUAGAGAUGAAUUGCCACCGCGAGGCCCUUCGAUACUGAUGAGCAGCUAAUUCCAAAUUAGGAGGUCAUGUUUAAAAGGUCCUCACAUUAAACGGAUAUAGACUUACUAUUAAUCAAACACCAUAUACAUACAUAUAAUACUGUAUGGCAAAAUAUUGCACAGUAUUUCUUGACAUUCCGACUCAUGCAAUUCCACCGUUUUAUAUAUUUAUAUCAUAUGUGUAUAAGUGUACUUCCACCAUUAACGAUCUCAAAUUCGCGUCAUUCUUGCAUAAUGAAAUGUGAGCACAGAGAUUUUUAUGAAUAUUUUUUUUAUCAUAAUACAAUAAGAAUACUUUUAUAAGUUAUAUGGAAAGUAGUACAUAAUAUUCUACACGUAUACAGAUGUUAUAAGUAACAGAGCAUGGCGUCUUGUUACAACUACGUAAUAAUUGACAAUAAAACACCUUUGUAAAAUAAA
Messenger RNA from Cephus cinctus (wheat stem sawfly), 3619 nucleotides. RefSeq names its product acetylcholinesterase (gene Gli). Bases 139 to 2730 code for a protein of 863 amino acids. Gene Ontology annotation, cellular component: septate junction; tricellular tight junction; cell surface. The record is from RefSeq and is a predicted model, not a curated record. The transcript is spliced from 12 exons. Lineage: Eukaryota; Metazoa; Arthropoda; Insecta; Hymenoptera; Cephidae.